This is a messenger RNA of Chara braunii, 3889 nucleotides long. Lineage: Eukaryota; Viridiplantae; Streptophyta; Charophyceae; Charales; Characeae. The record is from the annotation of a GenBank genome assembly.
AUGCGAAUUGUUUGAUUGUUCUACCCCUGUUCCCACUCUCCCUACCCUCCCCGUAAUCUGUGACCACCGGGACCUCUCAAGUACCAUAUCAGUUCACACUGAUGUCGAUGGAACAGGACACCGGGGCACUGCCACGACGCAGUGCCAGGCUUGCAGUUCGUACCCGCCCUGUGGUACCUCCGAGAACCAAGCAGCGACUCAGCAAGCGGAAGACUCCAGCAGCAUCAAGUACAGCAUUCACAGUACCAGUUACCACCGGGGUUCUUCCCACAUGCCCGGUCCAAGGGGCCGGUGAGCCGUUGGCAGAUUACCUUCAGCGGGUACAGGCAUUCACAGAUGCCGUAGCCACCGCAAAGGCACAGGAGGAGGCAGCAGAGGCGGAACGUCAGCGGCUGGCCAGUGAGGCGGCAGCCCAAGCUCAGCGGACUGCUGAGGCUGACGCCGAGGUGCGAGAUAAGCGGAACGCCAUUUGCAUGGAGUCCUUGACUAUGAAUGAGAGUCAGUGGACGACAUUGCUCCAAGGCAUGCUCUUUGUGCCUUCGGAUACACAGGCGGAUCCAACACCGGCGGAGGAAGAGAGGAACAACCUGGCUAACCUGAUGUUGAACAUGAUGCGAGCGAUCAUGUGGAACAGUACGAUGUUACUGGUGCAAAUACGCGAGGGCAGACAGCUGCGACAGAUUCAACAGAAUGAUUCUGCAGCCUUAACAGCUGCUGUUCGCGCUGCCGCCACACAUCAGCAACAACAGCAACAGCUGUUGAGCACCACCACCGCACACGUCAACAACAUCGAGGCUAAGGCCUCAGCAGCGCCAGGCGGCAUGACAGACGAGACGAAGCAGCUCAACGAGUGGAUCGAUCACGUCGUCACGAUCAUCGGCGAACUCAGUGAUUUCACCGGUCCGGCUACGAUCAGCAGCACGGUGGCCGCCAUCAAGACGGACAUCACCAAGCUGCAGUCGCAACCGGCAGCAGCUGCGAAGGCAUACAAGAUGCCUCGGUUCAAUAUCGGCAAGUUUGAGGACUACAACAAGACCGACGCUUUGACAUGCCAAGCCUUUAUGGCCCGCGCAGGUCUUGGCCCGCGCGUUCGAAGGAUGACGCAACCUACGCAAGUUACGCUCGCGGACGGCCGCACGCAAAAGUCAAUUGACCGACGCGUCGACGGCGUUCCGGUAUACUUUGCGCCACUUGCGUGCGAGCCGGUGUCUUUUGACAUCCUCGACACCAAGUUCGACAUGAUUCUAGGCAUGUCUUGGUUGCGUAGCGCCGAUCAUCCGGUGAACUUUCAUGACCGAACCGUUCACAUCCGUGAUCGGAACGGAGAGUUAGUCCCAUGUACGAUCGCGACCCCUCACACUUCGAUUGCUUGUCAUGUGGUUUCCGUUGCGAGAAUUCGCGACGCCAUAGCUCGAAAUGACGUCGAGGAGAUGGGCCUUGUAUUCUUGCACGCCCUCCCCUCGCCGGACGGACCAGCCACGUCACCGCCGGACCCACGCAUCACUCACCUCUUGGACGAGUAUGGAGACGUCUUCGAGGCUCCCACCGGAACGGUUCCGGAUCGGCCCAUACGUCACGGGAUCACUCUCGAGGUUGGCGCCGUCCUUCCGCAUGAAUGUAUCUACCGCAUGAGCGAAGAGGAACUCGAGGUGCUUCGCGCAAAACUCGAUGACCUUCUCGACAAGGGCUGGAUUCGCCCUAGUUGUUCGCCCUACGGUGCCCCUGUUCUCUUCGUCUGGAAGAAGAACAAAGAUCCACAAUUAUGCAUCGAUUAUCGCAAACUUAACGCACAAACCGUAAAGAACGCCGGCCCUCUCCCUCGGAUUGAUGAUCUUCUUGAGCGGUUAGGCGGCGCGACGUACUUCUCGAAGUUGGACUUGACGUCAGGUUACCACCAGAUUGAAAUCCAGCCUCAAGACCGGUACAAGACCGCGUUCAAGACGCGGUACAGGCAUUUUGAGUGGGUUGUCAUGCCAUUUGGCCUCACCAAUGCCCCCGCGACUUUCCAAGCAGCGAUGACGACUGAGUUUCGCGACUUGCUCGAUCGCAGCGUCCUCAUCUACCUCGAUGACAUCUUGGUUUAUAGUCCGACGUUGGACGAGCACAUCGUACACCUUCGCGUUGUUCUGGAUCGUUUGCGACUAGCCAGGUACAAAGCGAAUCUUGACAAGUGCGAGUUCGCCAAGCAAGAGCUUGAGUACUUGGGUGGUUUAGCAGCAACUAGUGGUCCGGUUCAAAGAGUCUCAGCCGUACCAUCCACGACAGUGGUAACUACAGUCCCACUGUCAAGCCAGGCCCACGUUAGUGUGCAACAGCCUGUUUCAGUGGCUAUGCAGCCGCUGCAGCAAGCCCCUGGGCCCAUGCAGCCUAUGCAGUGGAUNCAGCCUGUUUCAGUGGCUAUGCAGCCGCUGCAGCAAGCCCCUGGGCCCAUGCAGCCUAUGCAGUGGAUGCCCAAGAUACCUCUGAUGAGUCCCAAGCCUUUCUCUGGAGAUAGGAAGGAGGAGGAAGACUUGGACACCUGGGUGAGGACUGUGCCUACUUAUGUGAGGCACAAGCUCACAAGGCCAGAGCAGGAAGUUGUAGUGGCUGCCUCCUUUUUAGAGGGAUCAGCAGCUCGCUGGUUGAAUGGCUUAGUGCAGCAGCAGGGCUACGGUCAGGAUUUCAAUGCCUGGGCUCAGGCUCAGACAUUGGAACAGUUCGUACGGUCUGUCUACAACAAGUGGCAUGACCCGGAAGGGGCUCAAAAGGCCACCGAUGCUAUCAACAACCUUUGUUCCCGCAGGUUCAAGGAUGUUAGAGAGCUUACGGACACCGUAGAACGCCUUCUCGUGACCAGCAGGUACGGUCUGUACGAGUUUGUGGUGAUGCCUUUUGGCCUAUGCAAUGCGCCUGGUACGUUCCAGCACGCGAUGAACCGGAUAUUUCAUGAGUACUUGGACAAGUUUAUCGUCGUGUACCUCGACGAUAUUCUUAUCUUCAGUAGGACUAUAGAGGAGCACGCGGAGCACAUGAAAAUAGUGCUAGGUCUCCUCAGACAGCACCAGUACAAGGUAAACUUGGAUAAAUGCGAGUUUGGUCGCACCAAGAUCUUGUACUUGGGUCAUGAAAUUUCAGCAGAUGGGUUGAGGUCGGAAGAUGCGAAGGUGGCCAGCAUACGUGACUGGCCCAAACCUCAGACUGUUACUGAGGUCAAAUUGUUUUUGGGGAUGACGGGCUAUUAUCGCCCGUUUGUAAAGAACUAUAGUACUAUAGCUUCCCCAUUAACGGAUCUAACUCGACUUGACACCCCUUGGGAGUGGACUGAAGAGUGUGAGGCAAGCUUCAAGAAAUUGAAGUAUGCUCUGACACACUAUGAAGUUCUCAAACUUCCGGAUCCUGACAAGCCAUUUGUCGUGACCACAGACGCUAGCCAAUAUGGCAUAGGCGCGGUCUUUGUGCAACAGGAAAGGCCCAAGUUGAGACCGAUCGAGUACAUGAGUAAAAAUAUGCCUUCUCAAAAGUUAGCUAAGUCCACUUAUGAGAGAGAGCUCUACGCCCUAUACCGAGCGGUAGUUCAUUGGAGACACUACCUCCUAAGAAGAUUCUUCUAUGUGAGGUCUGACCAUGAAACUUUGCGCUGGAUUAAGACACAGCCUGUGUUGUCAGACGCACUCAAGAGAUGGAUUCAAGUGAUAGACAUGUAUGACUAUCAACUUGAUCCUAUCAAGGGUACGUACAACAAGGUGGCUGAUGCGCUAUCAAGAACGGCAGAUUAUCUGGGGGCACUAGUAACAAAGUUUGGCAUAUCUAGCGAUUUGACUUGAUCAUUGGUGGAUGCCUAUCAGCAAGAUCCAGUUAUGUUCGAGAUCAUUCGUAGAUUCAAGGCAAAGGAUAAAAAGACUUUGGACGA